This is a messenger RNA of Trematomus bernacchii (emerald rockcod), 3764 nucleotides long. RefSeq names its product mitochondrial glycine transporter B-like. The transcript has 7 exons. Gene Ontology annotation, biological process: glycine import into mitochondrion. Lineage: Eukaryota; Metazoa; Chordata; Actinopteri; Perciformes; Nototheniidae. Gene Ontology annotation, cellular component: mitochondrion; mitochondrial inner membrane. Gene Ontology annotation, molecular function: glycine transmembrane transporter activity. Bases 1278 to 2168 code for a protein of 296 amino acids. The record is from RefSeq and is a predicted model, not a curated record.
AUUUAACAUAACAUUACAAUCACUGAAGAGAAACAUGCCCAAGAUUUAGGAAUGAACUACAUUUGAGAAUUGACUGGUGCACAAAAACAUGCUUCAGUCUAACUAUAAUAUCGUGGGAAUCUCAUCAAUUUGAUCUAACAAUUCAUAUUCACUGUUCAGGACAUGGUUUGUGUCAAGGAGGUUGUUGUCAGCCAGCUUAAAUAUUUUAUUAUGGCAUGUUGAUUCAUUAACCCUCUCAAAAGGUUGACCUCCAAUCUUUGAGCCGAAUUUCAAAAGUUUGACUUUAAAGUGGUGGACAAGCACGUGCAGGCUACCAUGUAGUGUUGCAAUACAGUAGAACACUCAGAAUAACAGAUGUAAAAAAACAAAAUAAGUAUAUAUAAAAAAGGAAAAUGCUUACAAUUGUAAUGCUUAUUGUAUGUGUGUUGUUGGGACCAUACAAUAAUAUUCUUAUCGGCAGUUUUUUUUUCUUCCGACUUUAACCAUUUGACUGUCGUUCAAGCUGCAAGUGUUGAUUAAUGAUUGAAAAGAAACAACCUGUCCAGCUUUAUGGCACAACAGUUAAAACUACUAUGUGAGAAAUACUGAAAAAAAGUACAGUAUGUGUGUAUGUCAAUAAUUAUUAUUAUUAUUGUAUAUAUGUAGUAAAUAUAUUGACACCCUGAUAUUAAAUUCCACAUUUAUUUACAAUAUAUCAAAAUUGUUCCACAGUAAAUAAUAGAGAUAAUCAAUUUAGAAAUUGUGUGUUUAUGGAUCAAGUCACUUCAUUGAAGUGUCUCCUGCGAAUUAAGUGCCUGACAAGAACAAUUCAAUAUAAUGACAAAAUGCUUAUUAAAAUCCAGCAUAACAUCCAGCCUAUUUAUUCACAGGACAUUAUGGAAUCAUGCAGGGUUUUAUUCACUUGAUUUUGCUGAAUUGUUGACCCAGCACACACACAAACACACACACUGAGCCACUUCAUGACUCAUGUGGUUUGACAAAGAUGCACUUCAGCAGUGAGCUUUACAGGGGGGGGGGGGGAAAUACAGAUGUGUUGGUGUGUCUCUGAAAGAUAAAGAUAGAAGCCCAUAGAAAAACGCGGGCUGGAUUAAGCUACUGCUUUGGCGGUGAAACGGGGGGAGGGACGACCAAAAGCAGGAGAAAGCAAUUGUGGGUCGGAGAAGAAGAGAGAGGGAUAGAAUUGGGGGGAGGAAGGUUUUGGAUAGAUGGAUGUUUAUUUUACAAUAUGCUAUUUGAAAUAGCAGCUUCACAGAGAGAGGGAGGUGACAGAGGGCAACAUGCAAGGGAAACAGGAUUCUCAGAGCCGAGCCCUCGGCAUAAAGGCCCACCCAGCUCUCAAAGCCUUUAUGUGUGGCUCUCUCAGCGGCACCUGCUCUACCCUACUCUUCCAGCCUUUGGAUCUGAUCAAAACACGACUGCAGACCCUGCAGAAAACUGCCAAGCCGGGGGCACCAAGGGUGGGGAUGUUCAACGUUUUCAUCAACGUUAUUAGGACAGAGAAAUUCUUCAGUCUGUGGAAAGGAGUUUCACCAUCAUUUGUGCGCUGCAUCCCCGGCGUGGGCAUCUACUUCAGCACCUUCUACUCCCUGAAGCAGCACUACUUCCUGGAGCGCUCGCCCAACGCUGGAGAGGCAGUUCUGCUGGGAGCGGGGGCCAGAACCGUGGCUGGCGUCAGCAUGCUGCCCUUCACUGUCAUCAAGACGCGCUUUGAGAGUGGCUGUUACAAUUAUGUGAGCGUGGCAGGGGCUCUGAAGAGUGUGUAUAAGACGGAGGGAGUCAGGGCUCUGUUCUCAGGCCUGACUGCCACGCUGCUCCGAGACGCUCCCUUCUCCGGCAUCUACGUCAUGUUCUACAGCCAGGCCAAGAAGGCGCUGCCUGAAGAGGUGAGUUCGUCGGCCUAUGCCCCGCUGGUGAACUUCAGCUGUGGGAUGGGGGCGGGCGUCAUGGCGUCGCUGGCCACACAGCCGGCAGACGUGGUGAAGACACACAUUCAAGUCAGCCCGUCCCACUGGAGCACCACUAAUGCUAUCCGCUACAUCUACAGGGAGCACGGCAUGGCCGGGUUUUUCCGCGGGGCCGUCCCGAGGUCUCUGCGACGCACACUGAUGGCCGCUAUGGCUUGGACUGUCUACGAACAGCUAAUGGCUCGGAUGGGCCUCAAAUCCUGAAGAGCAUCAGUGUUAAAUAACACUGGAUGGAAUAUGAGUGGAUAUAGAUUCACAUUAUGUUAUCACUGAAGGCCCCAUGAGAGAAGAAACAAGGAGCUCGUAGAGACGAUGAAUCGGCACUCCCAAGAUCUUUCAGAAUAGGAACCAGGUGGAUAAAUGUGAGAGAGAGAAUGCUGUGACUGAGUUAUUGUUGAUAUUGUAAAUGUUUGUGAAAAUGUGUCUGUAAGUCUGAAAUUGUGAUGUAACACCUGACAUGUCCACCUAGGGCUGAACGUGACACUCCCUGCUGUGAAGUGAAAUGAUUCCUCAUCUCACUAUUUAUGUUUUUUCUGGCUGCGGCUUAGAAAAGAUUGCCCUUGACAUUGAGGGGGUGUGAUUGCUAGUGACUCAGCAGACUGCACGAUACAUCUGCUGAGCCAACCAAAAGCAAAUCACUGCAGAGAGAGGGCUCCGGCCUCUGCCAUAUUUUAGGAACUUGCAUGAGAUUGGCCAACCUUUCUUACUCGCCAAUUGUCAAGCAGGCUCAGACAAUCAUAGGCACUCACCCAGCUGCAUUCUGGGAAGAAAAUCACAAUAAAGCCUUUAUUGCAAUACUGCUUUAAACUGUGCCAACUUAAAGUUUAAACACACCUGUGAUGCAUUGAGUGACUCAGCAUAGUCAAACCAGAUGUGCUUUUAAAAAAAAAGGCUUAAGAGAUGUAGCAGAACAAAUAUUCAGACCUGUGGCAGCAUUUCAGUCGGUUCAUGAUUUUUGUAAUUAAAAUGCUUAAUUAUUAUUUGGGGGAGCAUAACAACACCAAUGUUUACUUGUAUUUAAGUAAGCACUUUAAUAAUUUGACCUCUUUUUAUAUACAUAAGUACAUGUUUUCAUUCCUGAUUCACCUAAUGUUAUCAUAUUUGCAGAACAUUUUACUUGCAAGUAAAGCAUUGCUUACUCACUGUGUUUAUAAAAGUGGUACAGAAUAUAUCAUAUCAGUGCUGGAGUGAACCUUGACCUUUACCACCAUCUUCCUGGCUUUGUACAUAUUUAACUAAAUACGGUAUUAUUGGUUGUAACAAAUGAAAGUCCUAUUUUUAUGUUCAUUGUACAGUCUGCCUUUCACUAUAAACAGUAUUUAUUUAUUGUAAUUGAUAUAAAAAGAGGUGAUAUAUUGAAAAUGAUUAUUAUGGUGUUGAUAGAAAUAACGCCAAAUGGAAAAUCUCACAAGUAGAAGGAAUUGAAAGACUUAACUUUAUUUUGGAAAAUGGAUCAUUACACAACACACUGAAGCUUUUAUUGAUAAGAUGACAGAAAGGCUUCUAACGUCUGUGAUCUGUGAUGUAAGGAGGAAGGUUGUGAAGCAAAAAUAACGACAGUAGUUUUCUGUGUUUACUGUGUAACACAAACCGUGUUUCUAAAUGUGAUGUCAUUCAUACAUGGAAGUAUUACCUCGUGGAUAAACUUCAUCAUCUCUCCGUUGAUCCUCUGUUGUGACUAUAUUGUUUAUGGUCAAUGUUAUUGUAGAUAUGUUGUCUGUGCAUGUGUUUGCUCAGACAGACGCUGUGCCUGCCUGGUUUUUAAAUGUCAAUAAAUUGUUCUCUUUUAAAAAGAAAAUA